This is a messenger RNA of Neogale vison (American mink), 4806 nucleotides long. It is a transcript of the gene HFE, whose product is annotated as homeostatic iron regulator. NCBI's taxonomy places the organism in Eukaryota, Metazoa, Chordata, Mammalia, Carnivora, Mustelidae. Gene Ontology annotation, molecular function: transferrin receptor binding. Gene Ontology annotation, biological process: response to iron ion starvation; positive regulation of T cell mediated cytotoxicity; antigen processing and presentation of endogenous peptide antigen via MHC class Ib. The coding region runs from base 1718 to 2788 and encodes 356 amino acids. Gene Ontology annotation, cellular component: external side of plasma membrane. The transcript has 6 exons. The record is from RefSeq and is a predicted model, not a curated record.
UAAAAAAAAAAGAUGUUCAGUAUCACCAGUCAUCAGGGAAAGGCAAAUCCAAAGCGCAAUGAGGCAUUCCUUCUCACCGACUGGGACGACUAGCAUUAUGAAGAUGAACCGUAAGAAGUGUUGGCAAAGGUAUAGAGAAAUCGGGAUUGUCAUUCACUGCUGAUGAGAGCUCGAAAUGGUGUAUCCACUUUGGAAGACGGUCUGGCAGUUCCUCAAAAGGUUAAUUAAACAUAGAGUUAUCAUAGGACCCAGCAAUUCCACCCCUAGGUCCAUACCCAAAAGAAAAGAAAAUGUAAGUCCACACAAAAAUGGGUACACACAUGUUCAGAGCAGCAUUCUUCUUAAUAGACACAAAGUUGAAAUAACCUAGUUUCCAUCAAUUGACGAAGGGAGAAAUAAAAUGGGGUGUGAUGGAAUAUUAUUCAUCCGUGAAAAAGAAACAUGAAAAUAGUACGCUAAAUGAAAGAAGCCAGUCAUGAAGAAUCACGUAGUCUAGGAUUCCAUGUGUCUAAAAUGUUCAGAAGAGGUCAAACUAUUGAGACAGAAAGUAGAUUAGUGACAGCUUGCAGUGGGGUGGGAGGCAUUGCCUAGUGCUGUCUAAAAGGCACAAAGUUUCUUUGUGGGGAGAAAGAAAAAUGUUCUAGAACUGUGUUAAUAAUCACAUGCCUUUGUAAAAAUGUGAAAAUUCACUGAAUUUUUACACCUUAAGUGGUGGAAUUGUACGGUAUGUGAAUUAAAUUUCAAUAAUCAAGCUGAAAAAUAUAUUACAAUCAUUCAACCCCAAUGGAUUCAUCCACUGUAGUCAACAUUUUUCCGGUUGCAUUUCAUAUCCCCCUGCAGUUAGGCCCCAGUUUCCAAGUCUGAUUUAUUUUUCUUAGGUGGCCAAAAUUGGCAUACAUGCUUAAAAAGAUAUUGCUCACUGGAUUUAUUAGGUAUUUAAAGGUUUUUAGGAAAAUCAGAUGUAUUAAAUUUGGUAAUGUGUUUUGAAAUAUCUAAAGCAGUAGUUCCCAAACUUUGGGUGUGUGGGGUGGGGGUGGAGGAGGGGUUAAAAUUCCAAUCCCCAGGUAACACCGCAGGCACACCAAUUAAAUCAGUAGCUGAAGUAAAAACAGGGCAUCAAUAAGUUUAAUGAUUUUCUAGGUGAUCUCAAUGUGUUGUAAAGUUUGUGAAAUCUAACUAUUAAAUUGGGAAAGAUGUUUCACUAGGUUCUAAUUUAUUUAAACUUACGAUUUCAUUGUUUCUAAUGUGGGAAUAAAAUGGAAAUUUUACACAAAAACCGUAUUUUUAAGUUGAAUAAACAGGAUUGGCAAGAUGAACUUAAGAUAAAAAUGCUGAAAAUGUAUCGCUGAAUUUUUAAAUUCCUAUUUAAGUAUCGGAUUCAGAAAUAAGGCUGUUUCGGUCGGAACACUGGUAAGCAGACUCUCCCCCAUCAGCAACGUCCCCGAAGGCCUGAAAACCCCCCAGGGACAGCUGGGUCACAGUGUUUCACAAGCCGGUGCUCCGGGCCGCAGCAGAGUUCAAGUUCAGGAGCCGCGUUUCUUCUCAGCCGCGGCCCCGGAAAAGGAUCGCACCGGCCAGGAAGCUUUGUCUGGUAUCCCCGCAGCCCGGGCGGCGACUCCAGGGUGACUUGCUGGCCAUGCCCGCGUCGCCGCCGCUCGGAGGCGGGUGAAGCGCCGGGACGCGCCGAGCCGGGGAGACGCGCGGUCGCCGCGCGGAGAUGGGCUCCGGAGCGCGGCGCGCGCUGCUCCUGCUGCUCCUGCUGCGGACCGUGGCCGAGCCCGGGCCGCCGCCGCGAUCCCAUUCUCUGCGCUACCUCUUCAUGGGCGCCUCAGUGCCGGAUCUCGGGCUGCCCCUGUUUGAGGCCUUGGGCUACGUGGACGACCAGCUGUUCGUGUCCUACAGUCACGAGAGUCGCCGUGCAGAGCCCCGCGCCCAGUGGGUCCAGGGUGGGGCCACUAGCCAGCUGUGGCUGCAGCUGAGUCAGAGCCUGAAAGGCUGGGAUCACAUGUUCAUUGUGGACUUCUGGACCAUCAUGGACAAUCACAACCACAGCAAAGUAACGAAGCUCGGGGUGCUGUCAGAGUCCCACACCCUGCAAGUGAUCCUGGGCUGUGAGGUACAAGAGGACAACAGCACCAGGGGGUUCUGGAAGUAUGGGUACGACGGGCAGAACCAUCUGGAAUUCUGCCCCGAGACGCUGGACUGGAGAGCAGCAGAGCCCAAGGCCCAGGCCACCAAGCUGGAAUGGGAAGUGAACAAGAUUCGGGCCAAACAGAACAGGGCCUUCCUGGAGAGGGACUGCCCCGAGCAGCUGCAACGCUUGCUGGAGCUGGGGAGAGGGGUCCUGGACCGGCGAGUGCCCCCUCUGGUGGAGGUGACUCAGCGCGUGGCCUCGGCUGUGAGCACCCUGCGGUGUCAGGCCCUGAACUUCUACCCCCAGAACAUCACCAUGAAGUGGCUGAAGGACGGGCAGCCACUGGAUGCCAAGGACGUUGAGCCGAAGGAUGUGCUGCCCAACGGGGAUGGGACCUACCAGGGCUGGGCAGCGUUGGCCGUGGCCCCUGGGGAAGAACAGAGAUACACCUGCCAAGUGGAGCACCCCGGCCUGGAUCAGCCCCUCACUGCCACCUGGGAGGCCCCGAUGUCUGGCACCCUGGUCAUUGGAGUCAUCAGUGGGAUCGCUGUUUGCAUCAUCCUCCUUUUUAUUGGAAUUCUGUUCAGAAUCUUAAGGAAAAGACAUGCUUCAAGAGGAGCCAUGGGGGACUAUGUCUUGGCGGAAUGUAAAUGACGGACAGCCUGCAGACCCCUUGUGGGGAGGAGACGUGGAGACUCAAAGAGAGGGCACCGCUGUGGCCCUCUUGGUGUUCCAGAGCAGGACUGGACUGAAUGAAUGGGAACUGCACCAGGAAAUCUCUGCUUGCGUCCUGCCUUCUUCAUUUUUGGAAAGUUCCUCCCAUUUCAGUUUUUGAGUUCCCGAGUGCCAAAGAGCCCCAGCGCUGGCCGCGGGACAGAACAGUCUCCCUUGAACCACCAGCUGCCUCUAGAGCCUGCCUUUACUUCUGCAUCACUUCCAACUCCACGUGCCCAAGUCAUCUCAUCUCCUACCUCUGGAAUAGCGCUCCUGAAAUCUGGGGGACACACAGUUCCUUUCAACAUCUGAGAAAAACAAUGAACUUUCUCCUUAGGACAUAACACUCUCAUGCCCUUACCAGAAUUUUGCACAUACAUUCAGGCAUUUCCUAGGCCCAUCCGAGUUUCCUUUUGGUCCCCUCUCUCUCUGUUGUCCAGUAAUUCUCCUGUCGCCGAGACCUCUGGUCUCUUCCAUCAGAGGGUGAAGUGGGUCAGUGUACAGCAGCAAAGGCCGUGCACUGCACAACCCAAGGAGGCACCUUUCCCAGAAGAGCCACUGUGGAUGCCUCUGUUUAUUUAUGAUAGUUUUCCAGAAAGGGGUGGGAAAUGUCUUGAAGGGGGUAUCUUUUUCUAUUUGGCAGCAAGUUGUCACAGAUUCACACAAACUCAUGAUUUACAUUAAUGCAUUCAUAGCGCCUCUCUGGUGUGCCAGGCUUGACAUAAUGCAGUCAUUUCCUACCUGGUCUCUGCUAUUGAAAGGACAAUGAAAAUGAUCCUAAGAAUGAUAACGGUAGUGAUAAGGGGGCUGACACUUACAUAUAGAUUUUUUUAAAAAGGCAUUUUACUUGCUACCAGACUGAGUUCUGAGCACCCACUUACCGUCUAAUUCUCACAAUAAUGCUCUGAUGUAAGUACUGUUAUUCUCGUCCUUUCUUUAGGUGAACAAAAUGAGGUAAACAGUAGCUCACAGCCUGCCAAGGCUAGAGACAGGUUUGCAGCUCGGUCAGUCUGACUCUGACCCAUCUCACACGCCUGCGCAUUCAAUGUUUUAGCUGUGCCAAGAAAUGCAGAAGGGAGGGGCAUGGCUCUUCCGUGGCCCCAGUGUCUUUAUUUUGCCCGAGCUUGACCAAAACGAAGGGAAAUAGUAGAAAAUAAUCUCCACCAUUUCCUUUCAAAGUCUCUGGGCAAAGAAGUCCAGUGUGUGGCUGGUUUCCUCUGCUGCCAGCCCGGGGCCGCUCUGUCCCAUGCGUCUCUGGCGCCCCCGGGUCACGACGGCGAUCGGUGCUGUGCGUCUGCGGCUAAGCUGGACUGCACAGCAUUGUCGUUCCGCCUGCACCUCCAGAGUCACAAUCCUGCUGGCAUUUCCCUCCAGGAACCAGAGCGACAUCUCUCAUAUUAAAGAGGGCAAAACGGACGCCACAGUGUGGCCUGGGGGUACCCUGGCAUAUUCCUGGGGUUCCAGGGAGUCUGUCUCUCUUCCCCAAUUGUGCACAUUAAGAAAAGAAAUUCAUCUCACCAAGCUGCUCAGGAAUUACUCCGUUCUGGGAAAGUAAUUCAUCUGACGGUGUUCAAAAGAAAGUGACAUGGUGCCCAGAUGGCACGGGUCUCCUUUCUGCUGCUAUGGACAUUCGGCCACAAACAGUGCAACAGGCAUUCUGCCUCUGCAGCAGGUGCCUCGAAAGUCCAAAAAUAGCUCAACGGUUUGGUAGGUAUUGAAUUUGGGCAAAGAGAGCUCAACGAUUUUUUUUUAACUUUUCUUUUUUUCUGGUUACAGAAGUUAAGUGGAUAAAAGUACAUCUAAUUUGUGCUUAUUGUCAAAAAGUUGAAAAUGAGUUCAAUUGAAACUCUCAUUACAAUUAGCUAGUGGUAAACGAUCUGUGUAUCUCCUCCCAGUUUUGCUAUAUUAACACAAGGUCAACAUAUACGCUUUAAUAAACAUACAAUUAGUGUGUUGCA